CUCCCCUUUUUCAACAAUUUUCUUUUCAUCGUCGGAACUCUCGGGUUUGGCGACAUAUCUGGAUUCUUUUCUUCUACGAGCUGGUCCUGACCCAGAACUGUCAAGACAACCAUACAGUCCCGUCUGUUCUCUUUUGCGUCGAAGAUCUCCGCCGAUAUUUACUCAAAACCAUGCCCGGAAAGGUCCUGCCUACGUUCACACCGGCCGAGGUCGCGGCGCACAACACAGAGAAGUCCUGCUAUGUCACGCUGGGCUCCAAGGUCUACGAUGUGACCUCCUUCGUGGACGAUCACCCCGGUGGCGGAGAUCUGAUCAUGGAAUACGCCGGAAAAGAUGUGUCGGAGAUCAUGCGCGAUGUUGUAUCCCAUGAACACACGGACGCUGCUUAUGAGAUCUUGGACGAAUGCCUCGUGGGCUUCGUCUCAUCGGAAUCGACCGCGAAGAGCAUGGCUAAUGGAGGAGCGCCGGCGACGGGGGUAGAACAAACAAACGGCCAAGUUGACUCGCGACCUGUCUAUGCCACUGGCAUGUCUAGGGAAGAGGACCUAUCUGUGGAUACGGACCCGGUAGCAGAUUACCGCACUCACAAGUUUCUCGAUCUGAAUAAGCCGCUUUUCCCGCAGUUGUGGUACGGCGGUUUCACCAAGGAAUUUUACCUGCAACAAGUCCACCGUCCUCGCCAUUACAGAGGAGGGGAAUCUGCGCCUUUGUUCGGGAACUUCCUGGAGCCGCUCACCAAGACUGCCUGGUACUGCGUGCCAAUUAUUUGGUUCCCGGCCGUUACGUAUGGCACGUUCAUCGGUUCGACCGGGUUCACGAACGUGGUCGAGCCUGCCGCGUACUGGAUUCUGGGAUUGUGUAUCUGGACACUGGUCGAGUAUGGAAUGCAUAGGUUCCUGUUCCACAUUGACAAGUACCUGCCCGAUAACCGUGUUGGAAUCUCGCUCCACUUUGUCCUGCAUGGCAUCCACCACUACCUUCCGAUGGACAAGUAUCGUCUUGUUAUGCCGCCAACUUUGUUCCUCAUUCUUGCCACUCCAUUUUACAAGCUAGCCCAUGCCGUUUUCUCCUACAAUUGGUACGCGGCUGUGAUGGUAUACUGUGGUGGUAUCUUUGGAUAUAUCUGCUACGAUAUGACGCACUAUUUCCUCCACCAUCGCAACCUCCCCCUUUACUACAAGGAGCUGAAGAAGUAUCAUCUCCAGCACCAUUUUGCCGAUUUCGACAACGGCUUUGGUGUCACGAGUCGUUUCUGGGAUAGAGUCUUUGGUACGGAGCUCGAGACCCCGCCUCCGAAGGAGGUGAAAACCCAGUAGGUACGGGCAGCUCGAAUGGAGGUCGCUG
Messenger RNA from Paecilomyces variotii, 1344 nucleotides. Its product is annotated as sphingolipid fatty acid hydroxylase. The transcript is spliced from 3 exons. Gene Ontology annotation, molecular function: fatty acid 2-hydroxylase activity; heme binding; iron ion binding. Gene Ontology annotation, biological process: lipid biosynthetic process; fatty acid metabolic process. Lineage: Eukaryota; Fungi; Ascomycota; Eurotiomycetes; Eurotiales; Thermoascaceae. The record is from RefSeq and is a predicted model, not a curated record. The coding region runs from base 171 to 1316 and encodes 381 amino acids. Gene Ontology annotation, cellular component: endoplasmic reticulum; membrane.